AUGGGAUAUAACAUGCUUAAUGGUCCAAUGCCUUCAUCUAUUAGUCAAUUAACUAGUUUGACUUCUCUCGAUCUCUCUUUAAAUAUUAUCAGCGGUUCCAUUCCUCCAGAAAUAAGAAAGCCAAAAACUUUGGUUAGCCUAGAUAUGAGAUCAAAUAUGCUUAGUGGUCCAAUCCCUUCAUACAUUGGUCAAUUGACCAAUCUGAUCCUUUUGUAUCUUUCUUCAAAUCAAUUCAAUGGUUCCAUCCCUCCAGUAAUAUGGAAGCUAAAGAAUUUGCGAGAGAUUUCUAUGCCUGAUAACAUGUUUAGUGGUCCAAUCCCUUCAUCUUUUGGUCUAUUGACCAACUUGAUCUUUCUAGAUCUCUCUUCAAAUAGAAUUAGCGGCUCCAUCCCUCAAGAGAUUUGGAAACUAAAGAAUUUGCAAGUGAUUUAUGUGGGUCAUAACAUACUUAGUGGUCCAAUCUCUUCAUUGUUGGGUGAAUUGAUCAAUUUGACAUAUUUAGAUCUUUCUUCAAAUCAACUCGGCGGUUCCAUCCCUCAAGAGAUAAGAGAUUUGACGCACUUGUCUUACUUGGACUUGAGCAGCAACUUCCUCACAGGUCGAAUUCCAUUGUCUCUAGAUCAAUUGACAAAUCUUUACUCUCUUAAUCUGUCUGGAUAUACUGUGUGA
Molecule: messenger RNA, 669 nt
Organism: Camellia sinensis
Lineage: Eukaryota; Viridiplantae; Streptophyta; Magnoliopsida; Ericales; Theaceae
Source: RefSeq, a predicted model, not a curated record